This is a messenger RNA of Lottia gigantea (owl limpet), 387 nucleotides long. RefSeq lists its product as hypothetical. Gene Ontology annotation, molecular function: mRNA binding. The record is from RefSeq and is a predicted model, not a curated record. The coding region runs from base 1 to 387 and encodes 128 amino acids. The transcript is spliced from 3 exons. NCBI's taxonomy places the organism in Eukaryota, Metazoa, Mollusca, Gastropoda, Lottiidae.
AUGUAUAAUGGAAUUGGUCUACAGACUGCCAGGGGUAGUGGUACCAAUGGUUUUGUGACUAGAAAUCUCUCCUUUAUUAAGAAACAUAAAGAUAGAAUAGAUUACAAGUCAGAAGAAGAGGUGAAGAAAUUAGAACAGUCCCUAGUAAAACAACCCAACCAAGAUAUACUACAACAUGAAAGGAAGAGAAAAGUAGAAUUGAAAUGUUGUGAAAUGCAAGAAUUAAUGGAGGAACAAGGAUAUUCUAAAGAUGAAAUUGAAGGAAAAGUAUCAGUAUUUAGAAAAAUGUUAAUGGAAAAAGAAGGUGUUACAGAUUCAGCUGUAGAAAAAGAUGAAUUUGGUAGACCAAUUAAAUUCUUGUAUGCAUACGGUAGUUGCAAGACUUGA